AUGGCCCAAAGAAGCAUAACAUCUUUCUUUAAGCUGACACCACCUAAACCUGCUGUGAAACAAGAGAAGAAGGACCAUGAAGAAAUUAAAACAGAAAGUGAUAAUGAAAAAGACAGCUCUCCUAAUACUAAUGGGAAUGUAAAGGCAUAUUCUAAAAGACCCAGACUAGAAAGCAGUGAGAGUGAUGGAUCACCUCAGAAAAAACAGACCAGUCCAGCUGUUAGUCUUAAUAAGAAAAGCAGAAUAAAACGUCAGCGCAUAGAGAGUUCAGGUAGUGAGUCUGAAAUGUCGCCCAAACAAGAGCAAGGUAUUGAGUCCCCAAAAAGUGGUGAAAAGGUCAUUAAAUCAGACCCUGACCCAUCAUCUAAGAGUAACGUUAAAGAAGCUGCUUUACCAAAAGCAAACUCAUCACCCAAAACCAAUAAAAAGAAUACGCUGGUCAAAAGUCCAACUACUAAAGAAAAAAAAACUCCAGCCAAACGGAAAAAGAAUGCAUCUUCCGUUAAAGAUGGCGAUGAUAGUAAAACAAUGAGAAGCCCAUCUCCAGUCAAAGUAAAGGUGGAGGAAGAUGAUACGAGUAACAAAGAAAAAAGCGAAGAGAAGCAGGCGGUGAAGGUGGAAGCUAAUAGUGAGAAUAAAGUUCUGGUUCCAGAAGCUGAAUACGAUCCGUCCAAGUCGAAGUACCACCCGGUCGUAGACGCGUGUUGGGCGGCGGGAGCUCCGGUGCCGUACCUGGCGCUGGCGCGCACGCUCGAGCUCAUCGAGGGCACGUCGGCGCGCCUCAAGAUCGUCGACAUCCUCAGCAACUACCUGCGCUCGGUCAUCGCGCUCACGCCGGAGGAUCUGCUCCCCAGUAUAUACAUGUGUCUGAAUCAGCUCGCUCCUGCCUAUCAUAGCUUGGAGCUCGGUAUAGCGGAGACGUACCUGAUGAAGGCCAUCGGGCAGUGCACGGGGCGGUCGGUGGCGCAGGUGAAGAGCGCGGCGGCUCGCAGCGGCGACCUGGGCCGCGCCGCCGAGCUGGCGCGCGCCACGCAGCGCACCAUGUUCGCGCCCGCGCCGCUCACCACCAGGGGGGUCUUCCACGCGCUCAGGGACGUCGCGCGCAUGACCGGUCAUGCGUCCGUAAACAAGAAAAUAAACAAGAUCCAGUCUCUGUACGUCGCGUGCCGACACUCGGAAGCAAGAUAUUUGAUCAGGUCUUUGGAAGGAAAGUUGCGUAUAGGCCUAGCAGAACAGUCGGUUCUUCAAGCGUUGGCAUUGGCCACUGCCACCACCCCGCCGGACCCUGACGGUGUUAAAAUACUGGACGCUUCCAAGGGGUUAUCGACCGAACAGUUCAAGGCACGGGUCGAUGAGCACGCUUUGAUAAUAAAGACGACGUACUGCGAGUGCCCCAACUACGAGUCGAUCAUCGCCGUGGUGCUGCAGCACGGCGUGGCGGCGCUGCCCCGGCACUGCCGCCUCACGCCGGGGGUGCCGCUCAAACCCAUGCUGGCGCACCCCACCAAGGGGGUCACCGAGAUCUUCGACAGAUUCGAGAAGGAGCAGUUCACAUGCGAAUGGAAGUAUGACGGCGAGCGCGCGCAGAUCCACGUGCCGGGAGACGACAAACCGGACCUGACCGAAGCCUCCAUCUUCAGCCGCAACCAGGAAAACAAUACCAGCAAAUACCCUGACAUCUUGCGGCGUCUGCCCGAAUUAUUGAAGGACACGGUGCACAGCUGCGUGCUGGACUGCGAGGCUGUGGCAUACGACACCGAAACUAAGCAGAUACUGCCCUUCCAAAUCCUGUCGACUCGCAAGCGCAAGGACGCGGCGGAGGCCGACAUCAAGGUGCAGGUGUGCGUUUUCGUGUUCGACCUGCUCUACUUCAACGGGGAGCCGCUCGUCAACCAGCCGCUGCUGAGGAGGAGGGAACUGCUGCGGGAACAUUUCCGUGAGAAAGAAGGGUCGUGGCAGUUCGCGACGUCCGCGGACUGCAGCGGCGUGGAGGAGGUGCAGCAGUUCCUGGACGCGGCCGUGCGCGGCUCGUGCGAGGGGCUCAUGGUCAAGGCGCUGAGCGGACCCAACGCGCGCUACGACAUCGCGCGCCGCUCGCACAACUGGCUCAAGCUGAAGAAGGACUACCUGGAGGGCGUGGGGGACACCAUCGACGUGGUGGUCAUCGGCGCUUACACCGGACGGGGCAAGCGCGCCGGGGCUUUCGGCGGGUUCCUGCUGGCGUGCUACGACCCGCACAGCGAGGAGUACCAGUCGCUCUGCAAGAUCGGCACCGGCUUCUCCGACGAGGAUCUCGCCACGCUCACCGCCACCCUUAACGAGCACAUCAUCGAUGCGCCCCGGAGCUACUAUAGGUACGACGCGAGCCACGCGCCGGACGCGUGGGUGUCGGCGCGCUGCGUGUGGGAGGUGCGCUGCGCCGACCUGUCGCUGUCUCCCUCGCACCGCGCCGCGGCCGGCCUCGUGCACGCCGACAAGGGCAUCUCGCUGCGCUUCCCGAGGUUUAUUCGCGUCCGCGACGACAAGGGCCCGGAGCAAGCGACUUCCGCGCAGCAGAUCGCCGAGAUGUACCUUGCGCAGGACCAGGUCAAGAACACCGCCAAGAACGAUAAGAAAUCCAAUAUCGAUGAUUUUUACUGA
Molecule: messenger RNA, 2640 nt
Organism: Arctia plantaginis
Lineage: Eukaryota; Metazoa; Arthropoda; Insecta; Lepidoptera; Erebidae
Source: the annotation of a GenBank genome assembly